This is a messenger RNA of Rhizoctonia solani, 2964 nucleotides long. RefSeq names its product RRM/R3H domain-containing protein. Gene Ontology annotation, biological process: protein dephosphorylation. The transcript has 8 exons. Bases 1 to 2964 code for a protein of 987 amino acids. The record is from RefSeq and is a predicted model, not a curated record. Gene Ontology annotation, molecular function: protein phosphatase regulator activity. Lineage: Eukaryota; Fungi; Basidiomycota; Agaricomycetes; Cantharellales; Ceratobasidiaceae.
AUGUCCCGGGCGCUUCCCACUUAUCUCAAAGAAGUCACCCCUACCGAGGCAGUUGAAUACGUCUUGCCCCUUCUCGGUGGUUUGGCCAUCGACGAGGAGGAACGAGUCAAGGAGGCGUUUGUCGGCGAGCUUUUGGUCAUCAUCUGGUGGUUUUUCACGACCUGUAGGGUAACGGACCAGGAGCCUGAACCCGCGCCUGAAAACGCGGAACCCGACCCCGAUGUGAUUCCGCUCGUGUCUGUUCAGUCCUUCUCCGCAGUGCUGGCUUCAUUGCUUUUGUCGAGUAACUCCGAGGUAUCGGCCACCGCGCGCGGGACGGUCAUUGAGCUCUUGGGUCGCACCCGAUGGGUCGUUGCUGGCAAGGACCUCGAUCAAGAGCAAACUACCCAGUUUUGCGAAACCAUGCGUCCGGUCGGUCCAUGGUCCCGCGGCAGGCUAGGGAUCGAGGAAGCGAGGAUGAUCCAGCUGGAGAUGAUAUAUGGUGUGAUUAUCGAUCUUGGGCGGUUGGAUCUGAAUGCCGAGGUCGUCGAGGACCAAGCAGCUCAAGAUGCAUUAUACACCUUGGAAAACAAUGAGCACGAAGACUUGUCCACACUCGUUCCACCUACCGAUGAUGACUCAUGCUUGGAUCCAUUGGUCACGCCCACACCUGAGACAUCCAAGUCCUAUGCCAACCCGAUGAUCUAUUCCGAUGAUGAAGCCUCAGUGUCUGGUUCUGAAACCGUCUCGUCGUUUAACCAGACAUUGGAAUCUAGCGGCACCUCGAUCGAGUUGCCCCGUUCUGCGCCAGCGAGUGUAACGACGUUCAAUCAUACCCGCGCCUUGGCCCCUGCGUCCAAAUCUGCUCCUGGGAUCGGAGGGAACACAAGUUCGUCCUCAUCCCUGAAUCUGCCAGAACUCUCACCGGCUGAUAGUUCUCGAUCUUCAGUCGCAUCCCCAGCCGAACCCGUAUCCCCACCUGAGAACGACGAGCCCCGGGAGUUGUCCAAAUCUUCCAACCUCUCGCACUCGGAGUCCAUGUCCCUUGCCCUUCCCCGCUCCAAGAUCUCUCUCUCCCUCCCUGGAUCAGACACCGAUACCGAUAACGACGACAUGCUUUGGCAUACGCCGCGCGGAGGAGAAGGGUUCGAGUCGGGGUAUUUUGGUUCUUCAAACGUGACGCGAGAGUCGAGUCCGAUCGCGACUACCAGUCGACUGGGCGUGACUCGGCCGGGUCUGGAAAGACACAGCUCGAGCGUGAGCCUUGUGUCGGAGAUCAACCCGGACGAGUAUGUGGAUGCCGAGUGGGUGGAUGCCGAGCACAGUCUUGAGAACGGUGUGGUCGGCAAUGGUGGUGGCGAGGAUGAGAUUGUUGUAAAUGGAGUCGAGGAAGGGGAGAGCGAUCCCGGGGUCGGAGUCGGGACCGUAACGAACAGCGCGUCCGCAGGGGUGACUGAGAAUGGAACCGCUGAAGGACAGGGGGGUGAAGGUUGGACGGAAGACGCAUAUAUUGAUGAUGGCGCGGCUGCUGAAGAGGCUGCUAUUGGACGGGUGGCCAGUAUGAGCUUGGUCGCUGCGGUCGCUUCCAGCGGUGUCGUGGAUGACGAAAUCUACACGCUUUUCAUCGAAGAGGUCUUGCGUAUCUCGUCAGACCCUGUAUAUUGGCUACCCAUUCUGGAAUCACUUGUAAAUGAUACAGAGUCCCACGUGCGGCAGUCAUCCGUCUAUGCGAUCCCAUCGGUCUUGAAACGGCUUGACCCACAACAUCGACGUGAACUAGCGAUCAAAUACAUGCUUAAACUAUGUAACGAUGACAUCGAGGUCGUACGAACCGGUUCGCUCCAAGUGCUCGCCGAAGUCAUUCACACCUUCCACGAAGAUAAAUCCGGACCCCCAGAUGAGCUCAUCGACUUUUUCCUUCAGGGCGAAAAAGACCUGGUCCGCGCCCCCUUGCCCAAGACCGAAGCGGAGCGCGCGACUCCCUCGGCAGAGAAAGACCUUAUAGUCACUGGGGAGCCGAGCCGAGUUCAUACUUUGAAGCUGAUCCGAGCUUCCCAGACCCAGAUCGCGCGCUUAUCUGCGCCGAUGGAGUCGGCUCUCGGGGUAUACACAUACCUCGCCGAAGAGAGCUGGCACACUCCCAAAGUACGAGCGACACUCGCCGCGAGCGUGGGCGAGAUUGCGCGUAUAGUUGGGACCGAGGCGGCGCGGAAAGACGUCAUACCCGUGUGGUGGAUCUGCCUCUCGUCCGACCAGCGGGAAGCCAAACUCAAGGCCCUCACCGCGCUCCCGUUGUUGCUCGAAUCCCUCGAUGGCCCCGGUCGGUCAGAGGUUGCGUCUAAACUGGGAGAGGCAUGGGAGAAGCAUGUCUCGGACUGGAAAGUGCGCGAUACGUUUGCGAGGCAGUUGAGUGCUGUUGUUCCGAUGUUAAGCCACGAGGGCGCAGUUCUUUGUCGAAUUUUCAAGGGCGGGCUGGAAGAUCGGGUCGCAGCUAUUCGAGAGGCUGUUAUUGACGCUUUGCCUGUGCUAUAUCAAGUUCUUCGAGGCAACCAUGCGCUGCUCAAGGUUGCGCGGGAUGAUCUGUUUGCUUUGGGGGCAUCUGGAAUGUCCCGACACAAGACCAAUUUCCUCGCAAGUUGCCGCGCUUUGGUUCAAGGCGGACAAGGAGACUCUAUUCUGAAGGAUUCGCGUUUCGGACCCAGCAUUGUACCGCUAGCUCAACAUUCUGUCAUCGAUGUACGAAUAGGUCUUGGUCGACUGAUGACUGCCAUUUGUGAGAACCAUAUGCAUACAUGGAAAGAACGGCCCCGGUGGAUCGUAGACUGUCUCGAAAAGCUCAGUCUGGACUCGUCUGCAGAUGUACGCGCGUUUGUUCAUCGAGUGACCAGUUCCGAGUACGUUGAACCCAAGUCUGUCGAGUCUGCUCGGCCUCGUCCUACUGGCACUUCUACACCGAGCUUUGCCGAGUUUUCUCGUCCGCCAUGA